Molecule: messenger RNA, 5533 nt
Organism: Homarus americanus (American lobster)
Lineage: Eukaryota; Metazoa; Arthropoda; Malacostraca; Decapoda; Nephropidae
Product: guanine nucleotide-binding protein G(q) subunit alpha-like
Exons: 6
Coding region: 139-1404 (421 amino acids)
Biological process (GO): adenylate cyclase-modulating G protein-coupled receptor signaling pathway
Cellular component (GO): heterotrimeric G-protein complex
Molecular function (GO): GTPase activity; G protein-coupled receptor binding; G-protein beta/gamma-subunit complex binding
Source: RefSeq, a predicted model, not a curated record
UGCGCACACCAACAAACUGGACGUUGGGACAGUGGCCACACUACUUGCUUGUUGGAGUUGCGUUUCAUCAUUAUACUACCGCAUUCACCAUGAUGUUGCAGAAGCUCUAAAUGAUAAGGGUAAUGAGCACGUUCCACCAUGACCAUCCCUGUUGUGCGACACUUAGCUAACUCUAUCAAGCAAUCAUGGAAGAAGUGGCGCGGAAUCUUUCAGAGAAAAUCCCAAGGGCGGAGCAGUAACUUCUGUGAGGAGAUGGAGACGGACAAUGAGGAUGACAUGCCCCACAACCGCCGCGGGAGGUCACUCCUACACAGGAUAUGGCGGGCCAUCGUGAGCAUCUUGCAGCGCCUUCAGAUAUUCGAUUUUUGGAGGAAUCGUGAGGACUUCUAUCAGCGCACCUUCACCAAACCUGCAGUACCCGAAGCGCGGUUACUGGUGCUUGGGGCCUCUGACACGGGCAAGUCCACCUUCAUGAAGCAGAUGAGAUUGGUGUUCGGCGACGAGUAUCCUGUGCCCGACCGUAGAAGGCACCAGCCCCACAUCCGUCGCAACCUGCUGGAGAGUGUUCACAGGAUUAUUCAAGCUAUGGACACCUUCGGCAUUACUCAGGCUACACAAGAGGCUCAGGACGCUGCUCGGAGGUUCACUGACUUGGAGCCCUUGGAACAGUUUCUUGAAGAUGACGCCAUAAUAGACCAUCAGCUGGUGGAGCAGACGCAGCUGCUGUGGGCCGACCCCAUGGUGCAGGAAGUGUACAUAAGAGGUAACGAAUACCACCUCAUGACUAAUGCUGACUACUUCAUCACAAACGCAGAGAGGAUUCUUGAUGACAACUACAUUCCCAAUGUGGAUGAUAUCCUGCGCAUGCGCUACCCGACGCGGACCUCUGUUACAUCCACCUACGACCUCGGGGAGAUGCGCAUGACGAUGCAUGACAUGGGUGGACAGAGAUCUGAACGUGAACAGUGGAUCAAACAUGACAACAACCCCACCGCCAUACUCUUCCUCGCCUCCCUCUCCGAGUAUGACCAAAACGUCGAGGAGAUACCCGAGCAGAAGAACCGGGUGCAGGAGAGCUUGGACAUCUUCGAAGACCUGCUGGGGUAUCCGCCCUUCGAGACCACCCCAGUUAUUCUUCUCCUCAACAAGUCGGAUAUAUUUCGCUCUAAGAUCCAGUAUCACGCCCUCAGAGACUACUUUCCUGAGUAUGACGGCCCUGACGGAGACGAAAUCGAGGGUCGUGAUUUCAUCUCCAGGCUGUACGAGAAGUUGGCCGUCCGUCACCGUCGUCACUUCGUGGCCCGCUUCACCGAGGCCACCAACACCGAGAACUUCAGGGCCAUCUUCACCUUCAUCAGGAGCACCGUCAGCAGAAACAUGAUGGGUAGAGGGGGGCUCUGCUAACGCCAACAUAAUAAUAUUAUAGUAGGGAGAUUCUGAGACCACAGUCAAUAAUCUUAAGCGUCGUGAGAUAUGACAGACUGAAUGUAAUGUAGUGACAUUGUUGUAAAAGAGUCUGCCAAAAAAAGUGAAGCUGAAAAAUUUUGGGCAACGAGAAGGUGAAUGUGUAAGAGAAACAAAAGAUUACUGAAUGGGAGUGUGCACAAAGGUGACCGCAGGGAGAACUGCCAAAAUUUGUGAUACAAGGUAGACACGGACGACAUUGUAUCCAUUGAGAAUAUCGAAAAGCUUACACAAAACCCCCUGAGUCCAUGAUAUGAAAAGAACAUUUGUAGUGUUGUAUCGCUGAAUACGAACAACAUUGCAUUAAAUUCUUGAUGGGGUUGGCGUCAUGUGCUUCCCGAUAUGUUUGUUCUCUGCUUGACGGAACCACGAAUCUUCAAGACAUCAUGGAAUCAGAGAAAAAACAUUUCCCCCACAAGGUCCCCGCCCCUGACUGGGGAUGUAGGUAGUACAGUAAACGUAUUUUGUCUUGAUCAUUUUUCGAAGCAAAUUGGACGCCUGUGUUGGUUUGAUAGAGGCUCCUUACUCUCAGCAAAAUACAGAUUUUAAAAAACUCAAUGAUCAAUAUGAAAGAUUUAAUAUUUCGUUUGGUCACCAAGAUACAGUUGUCGAUGUAUCUAUGGUUAACACCUGUUGAAUUUCCUCUUUGUAAAACACAUUUACCUGGUGGUUAUUAAAUGACUUGUCCAUAAUACCUCACAUAGGAUGUCUUACAGUGUUGUUUGUAUUUUAAUGAUAUGUUGGAGAUAGAUUCACUAAAGUUCGCACGAUGAAUGUUACUUGUAAUUGAAGUUGUUAGAACACAACAAACUGGUUGACGUAAGUUAAAACACAAAAACAUCACCCAAAAAUAGCUUUAAAAAUUAACCAGAAGUUCUACUUUAAUUACAGGAUGUUUUUUGAAAAUCUAGAACCUUAAUUUUGGCCAUAAUAAUGUCUCUUACUUAUGUAAAUAUAACCUAUCUUAUCUUUAAUGUUAUUUUUACAUGGCAAUAUUACGUGGCAGCUUAUGUCAACCACCUAGGUACAUUCUUAUAAAUAUCUUCACUUUCGAGUUACAUUUAUCCUUAGAAGGUAUAUUUCGUUAGAACUUUUGUGAAUCCAAAACCUGGUUGGUAAUACUGAAGGAUAUUACUUUUCGUGGGGGUUGAUAUUCAUGAUCAGUAUCUCGGUAGGUAUGGUACUACUGAUGAAUGUUUUGGGAUACCUUGCAUGUGAGGGUUAGUAUUGGUAUAUAAGUGUAGGAAAUUUGCUUUGAUAGUGUUUUUUGUGGACUUGUCUGAGAGUGUCAAGAUAAGAUGAGAACAGCUAGUCCAACCGUCCAAGAUUCAAGUAUAUGACUGUCUCUCUUUAGUAACAAAGAUGGAGGCCUGAUUGACGUCGAAAUCGCAGACAUUCCUGUGAUCAGAAUUGUUUUAAUUUUUUAUUAUUAUUCCAAGUUAAGAGAUAAUGAACCAUAGAGGCCAGAUGCCACCACCAAAAUCUGAGAUAUACAUUGUUAUAUUUUGAGCUUUUAUCUCGUGUCCAGUCUAAUGUAACGUGGCAUAAGGUACAGUACUUUAAUUUCGUCUAUUAAUUUUCUGCAAUUGACCAACCGCCCGAUCUAUAUAAAUAAGCUGACAAUUAGCUAAGAAAGUGUAACAGAUAUCUUAGCCUUUAAAAAAUCAUCCAGUGUUUUAAGUUUGAUUCGUUGUACUAUUCUCACACUCAAGAACGAAUACAGUUAUUAAACUUAAAAGAAGAAAAAUGAUUAUUAGAGUGGCGAUAAGAAGAUGGCCUGGGAAGUUGGUCGCUUAUAUGACAAAAAUCAAGGUACACUUCUCUUACCUUUAUCUUAUCCUAACCUCGGCCACGCCUGACCUUCCUCUGUCUUGACAUUUGAGUCAUAUUUUAAGAAAUUUAGAGACUGUUAUGUUGAAUUUUCUUUUAACUUAAGGUGUGAAAACGACUCUACCUGGCUCACCUAAGCAACGCCACGAAGAGGACAACCAAAAUUGCGUCAACGUUGCACUGAGACUACCGUAACUAAACACGUUCUCUCGUCCUUAUUGUCAGUGGAAUAUAAUUAACGCACGAAAUUAUAAGGUAAACUUUGGACAAAGAUUCUCAAAAGGUUGAGUUUUCCCUCUGAAACGAAGAUGUAAGACGGUACUAAACCACUUAACUGGCUGACUUAAACUAAAACAUACACGUAACCUAUACUGUACAAACUCUACCUUAACUAGAUACGUUUACUUAGUAGUAUUUAUGUGACAAAUUUAAUGUGCAGAUUCAUGCAAGCUGUCAAGAGACAAUUUGUUGCUAUUUUUUAAAAGUUGGGGACAUAUUGAUAUUUGUUAUGAUUUGCAUUGUGGAUCUUUUCUGUUAUGGCGGCUAAUGGUAUCAUGUUCCCUUUUUAAAGAAUCAUAACUAACCUAACUCAAUCUGCUAUCAAACCUAACCAAACCAAACCCGAUAUGCUAUCAAACCUAACCUAAUAUGCUAUCAAACCAUACCUAACUAACCUGAAUUAUAUUGGACAAUUGUUAGGUCUGAUUGGUUCGUUUUGCCUGUUUAAAAAGAGGGUUUCUAAGAUUUUCAACACAUAUGCAACUUAGAAAUUGCAGAGCUUAAGACAGAUAUGAAUAUUUCUUGAAUGCUCUUGUAGAGUGAAGGUAGCCUAGUUGUCUAAAAAUCGAUUGUAAUGUUUAUUUUAAUUCCCAAAUGUUCAUACAUCAUCAUUUACGGGAAUAAUUAUUUUACAACCUCUUGGAGAUAUACAAAGCCUGUGCAGGUUAUGUUCAGUCAAAGUAGUGGUAUUCAGUUUCUAUGUUCGACCAGCUUUUGCAUUACUAAAUGAUUUAGAAGCUGACGAGAGGAAGACAUAAUAGUGAUAAUUUUUUUUCAGAAAAAAUCAAACGAGAAUUCACUAUACUUAUGACAUUUUAUUGAGGUAUAAAUUUGAUUUUCUUUUUAAUUUUAUGCAGCAACCAAAAAGAUUAAAAUAAAUAUCUUAGAGAUGCAGUAUGUUUGUGUGUGGAGUUUAGAGGUUGGCUUAAAGGUCAAUUCUAGCUUCUUUAGUUUUUCAGUAAUUUAUUGGUGAUUGCCAUAAUGGUGGGUAAAAAAAUAGGUAACUAUUUUAAAAUUAACUUGCAUGACUGGAGUUUGACAUUAUGAAAUAUGGUUAAUUUGUACGGUGAAGUAAAAAUGGCCGUUGUCUCUUCCGGUGACGUCACACUUGGCAGCCCAAAAAGAUGGCGAUGUUUCUGUCACUAUUACUUCCACAUAUUUUCUAGAUUUAUUUCAUAUAAAAAUACGCUAUUAAUAACAAGCCUGACACCUAUUGACUUAUGUCAGCUAAGUAAUUUUCUUCUGGAGUUGCCCUUUAAGUUACUUUACACAGACCACACUUUAAAUUUUAAGAAAGAUUUUAUAAAUUCAUUGUUGUUACGUAUUUAGGGCCUACAACGGCCUUAGAACAUCGUUCAGCUAUAGGUCAGUUUCUACACUAAAUAACUUCGACAAAAAAUAAUAAUAAUGAUUACUAUUUUAACCUCAAACUUAAUAUACCGAGGAAACCAAUGUACCGAUGUGUCCUUCAAGUGAAUUAUAAUAUAAAUUGAAGGACUUUAUAUCAAAUACUGUUAAUUUUUUUUCAGAUUGUACAGUAUACUUGAUAAUUUUGUACAGUAUAUAGCUUGUUCUAUGUAGGUGAAGCUAUGACUUCUGAUUACUUUUUUAAAAGUUUUUAUUAGAUAAUGAAAAGUAGUUGUUUUAUUUCCAUAACAUCUGUUUUAGAUGUGUAUAUAAUUCAUUCAUUUAGUUCAAUAGACCAAAAAUUCUUUGUCCAUUUUUUAACAAAACCAACCAAGCUUUUAUUCUGGUCUUCGUUUCUUUCAGCAUUUUCAGUAUACGUAUGUAAUUUUUGUCAGGUUGAAAAUUUUCUGUCACUACUCAACGCCAACCACUCUCCAUUCAUCUGUUUUUAUUCCUGGUUCAGUAUAAGAUUUUCAGAUUCAUGAGACAGUUUUUUCUUCCAUGACAAAAUUGUGUAGAGCUUCAAUAAUACGAGCUAUCUCGCUUCAAUUCC